This is a messenger RNA of Dovyalis caffra, 1200 nucleotides long. The record is from the annotation of a GenBank genome assembly. NCBI's taxonomy places the organism in Eukaryota, Viridiplantae, Streptophyta, Magnoliopsida, Malpighiales, Salicaceae.
AUGGAGAAGAAAAGAAUAGAUGACUAUGAACCAGGGCCACUUCCUUCACCAAGACAGCUGGAUAGAUUUGGUUUUGUGAAGCAAGAGAUUCAUAAUUCUCAGGAUGGUUUAACCAAGGGAAGGUCAGCUUAUGAAUUUGACAGGGAGGAAAGAAGGGUGAGAAAUUGGAGGAAGAUGAUUGGGGUCGGAGGGAGUGAUUGGAAGCAUUAUGUUCGAAGAAAACCUCAUGUUGUUAAGAGGCGCAUAAGGAAAGGAAUCCCUGACUGUUUAAGGGGUCUUGUUUGGCAGUUGAUUUCUGGAAGUCGAGACCUUUUACUGAUGAACCCUGGGGUUUAUGAGUGGCUUGGUUUGUUUAAAUCUGCCGUGAUCCUUUCUAACCACAAAUCUCAAGUUGUUGAGGUAGACCCACAACUAGUUAUAUAUGAGACAUCGGCAUCGGAGCUGGAUAUAAUUCGUGAUAUUUCUCGGACCUUCCCUUCACAUGUUUUCUUCCAGCAGAGACAUGGUCCUGGUCAGAGGUCCCUCUACAAUGUUUUGAAGGCUUACUCUGUGUAUGAUAGAGAUGUUGGAUAUGUUCAGGGUAUGGGCUUUUUAGCUGGUUUACUGCUCCUUUAUAUGAGCGAAGAGGAUGCAUUUUGGUUGUUGGUUGCAUUGUUGAAAGGAGCGGUCCAUGCUCCAAUGGAGGGAUUAUAUCAGGUGGGUCUACCUCUUGUUCAACAAUAUCUGUCUCUGUUUGACCGCUUGGUGAAGGAGCAUAUGCCAAAACUGGGAGAACAUUUCACCCAAGAAAUGAUAAAUCCUAGCAUGUAUGCAAGUCAGUGGUUUAUAACUGUUUUCUCAUACUCUUUUCCAUUCCACUUGGCUCUUCGAAUUUGGGAUGUGUUCCUGUAUGAGGGUGUUAAAAUUGUUUUCAAAGUGGGUCUGGCUCUGUUAAAAUAUUGCCAUGAUGACUUGGUGAAAUUGCCCUUUGAGAAGCUUAUACAUGCUUUGCGUAAUUUCCCUGAGGACGCAAUGGAUCCAGAUACAUUAUUACCUAUGGCUUACUCCAUCAAGUCAACAGAAGUUUCUUGUGCUAACCAGCUCAUAAAGACGUGGACUCGUAUAGAAUUCUUAUCCUCCUCAAGUUAUCCUUUGGAAUGGAAGCGUGCUGCGAUGGAGGAACGUGUGGGAGUUUUGAGUUCCACUUUUUCAAUGGAUUAG